This is a messenger RNA of Haliotis rufescens (red abalone), 5601 nucleotides long. RefSeq lists its product as uncharacterized. Gene Ontology annotation, biological process: DNA integration. Gene Ontology annotation, molecular function: nucleic acid binding. The record is from RefSeq and is a predicted model, not a curated record. The transcript has 5 exons. The coding region runs from base 1 to 5601 and encodes 1866 amino acids. Lineage: Eukaryota; Metazoa; Mollusca; Gastropoda; Lepetellida; Haliotidae.
AUGGUCCUGCAGAUCCUGAAGAGGACCCGGUACCCAGGACUCCAGAACCAGCAGCUGGACAAUGCAGAGAAUGAGGGGAUUUCGUCUCCGGAGCAUGUCGAGAGGGUUAGGACUGGAUUCUCAUGGAGGAACUGCAACAUGGUCUCUUCCUCUGGCAUAGUCAGUCUUUUUGGCCCUCUUCUUCUUUGUCUUGACAAAGAUAUGAGGGCGUUAGGGCGAGCGGACGGCUCCCUCCGCAGGAACUUCUACAGUUCCCUGAACAGGAACUUAUACAGCUUCCACCACAGGAGCUUCUACAGCUUCCUUCACAGGAGCUUCUACAGGUUCCUCCACGGGAGCUUCUACAGCAGGUGGAGCUUGAACCUGCUUCAUGAGAUUGUUGAUGCUAAAAGAUAUAUGGCUGAAGUUCAGGCUAAUUAUGAUGAGCUGAAAAAGGAUGUGAAAGUUGGGUUGGAUACACAAGUAGGAAAGCUAGAUGACAUUCAACCAGGUGAUUCGGUAAGCCAAACAGGUAAAAGUUCUGUGUUAACUUCAAGUUCCAAAAUGAAACUGAAAGCCAAAAAGGCUGCUUUACUAGCGAAAGCUGAUAUGUUAGAGAGACAACAAUCACUCAAGAGACAGCAAGCGGAGAUACAGCUAGCACAAGAGAAACUAGAACUAGAGUGUGAAAUACAUGCAACAGAGGCUGAAGAAAAGGUAUAUGAAGAUUUUGAAGCUGAACUGACUCAAGGGUCACAUAUUCACAAGCGAGAAGGGCCUCUAAAGGGAUUUCAGAAUAAGACUUUUGACCAAAGACAUACAUCUCUUAAUCCAUUAGCUGGAACAUGGAUUAACAAAGCUUCAGCAGAUAAUAUGCAUCAUAGCUCGGGUAUAUCAGGACAUGUGCACACCAAUGAUGAAAACUUUCAGUCACAUCAGUCCGACUCAAAUGUCUGGCUUAUGCAACAGAAGAUACUAGAGGUAGUGCAGUUACCAAAAAGUGAGUUGAUCAAAUUCGAUGGUGACCCAUUGAGAUACUGGAUGUUCAUAAGUUCAUUUGAAACCAAUGUUGCUCAAACAUCAGUUAGUAGUGGUGCAAAGCUGAAUCGAUUGCUGAACUAUUGUACAGGCAAGGCUUUGUCAGUGAUUGAAUGCUGUUCAGUCAUGGAUCCUGAUGAAGGAUAUAUGGAAGCCCUGAGCCUUCUGAAAACACGAUUCGGAAGUCAGCAUGUGAUAGCAAAUGCGUGGGUGAAGAAGAUUAGCGAAGGUCCAUGGUUGCGACCUACUGACGUUGAAGGCUUGCGUAACUAUGCAGAUAUAUAUCCUGGUAUAGGACAGCUGGUCGACUUUGUACUGCGAGCUGCCGAAGAAGCAAAUGAUCCCAUAUUUGGAGUAGUAUCUGGAAACAGACUAAAGGAUGAUUCAACACAGAAUAGACCAAGAUCCUUUGAGAAGAAAGGUGUCAACUACAGUGUGCAAACAAGUGUGUACAAUAAACACUCUUCAGAUUCAUUUUCAGGUUUUCCAAUACCAAAUUGUCCAUUGUGCAGUGGCGAACAUGCACUCUUCAUGUGUCGGAAGUUCAGGGACCUGAAACCUGAGAAGAGACAUGAGUUUGUUGUUGAAAAGAGACUAUGCUUCAACUGUUUUUCGAAUAACCACAUGUCAAGAGACUGUCAUAAGCCCAGCAAGUGUCAGGUGCAGGGUUGUAUGAGAAAGCAUUCAAGAUUGAUACAUCUCCUGGCGAAACCAGAAACUGAUGUUCAUCAAACAUAUCUAAAGGAGAGAAACCUGAGCUCAACAGUGCCUAAACAAGAUAAACCAUUAAGGGUUGAAAGUUCUGCGUGCAAUGUUGUAACUCAAGGACCAAGGGUAGCUCUUCCUGUGGUAAGACUCCAAGUCUCGGUGAAGACUGGUAACAGAAAGAUAUGGACAUAUGCUCUGCUUGACAGUGGAAGCACAAACUCAUUCUGCUCCAAUGAACUAUUUGAUGAACUUGGAGUAGAUGUUUCUGAAACAUCACUAUUGUUGACUACACUGGAGAAAGUGAACAGCACAACGAGUACAAGGGUAGGAUCACUGUUGAUAACGGAUGAAGGGAACAGGACAACCAUAGAACUUUCACACGUAUUUGGGACCUCAAAUCUGUCCAUUUGUGCAUGUGAUUCUGUCAAACAGCAGAACGUUGAUGAGUGGCAGCAUUUGAAGGGUAUGGACUUUCCUAAAGUGGACAGAGUGCAUGUGGGUCUCAUCAUUGGUCAAGAUGUUCCAGUGGCGCUGACACCUAUUGAUGUGCGAAAGGGAAAUGACAAUGAACCUUAUGCCGUGAAAACAGUGCUGGGUUGGGUUCUGAAUGGACCAUUGAGAGUUGUCAGAAAUGGUGAAGUCAUCUCACAUUUUGUCGAUAUUGAUCAAAGACUUGAUGCGCAAGUUGAAAGAUUCUGGAAAAUAGAAAGGUGUGAAUCAUUGUCAAACAGCACAUGUGAAAUGUCGCAGGAUGACAAAAGGACAAUUGAGAUAUGGGAUGAGUCUGCAGAAGUUGUGGAUGGUCACUAUGAAAUAAAAAUUCCAUUCAGGAGCAGGCCUCCGAAUGUAGAGAAUAACUACAUUGUUGCCGAGAGUCGUCUUGAAUCACUUGGCAAACGCUUGUCAAAGGAUGACAAGUUGUUUGAAAAGUAUCAGUCGGGAAUCAAGGAAUUGAUCGACAAAGGCUAUGCUGAAAAGGUAAAGGAACAGGAUAUCAACAAGCCAGGUAAAGGUGUAUGGUAUAUUCCUCAUCACGCAGUUAUCAACGAACAUAAACCAGACAAGUUACGAAUUGUUUUUGAUUGUGCUGCAAAGUAUUGUGGAACUAGUCUGAAUGAUCAAGUCUACCAGGGCCCAGACCUUACGAACAAGUUGAUAGGAGUGUUGUUGCGAUUCCGUGAAGGUCCCAUAGGUAUUAUGGGGGACAUAGAAGGAAUGUUCCAUCAGGUGAAGGUACCAGAAUGUGAUCGAGACUAUCUAAGAUUUCUGUGGUUCUCAGAAGGGGGAAACAAUCAACCAGAAGUCUACCGCAUGACUGUGCACUUAUUUGGAGGGGUGUGGAGCCCAAGUUGUGCAAGUUCUGCACUUAGACGCACUGCAGAGGAUAAUAGUGCAACUUAUGAACCUAAGGUUGUGCAGACUGUUCUUGAAAACUUCUACGUAGAUGACUGUCUCAAGUCAUUAAUGUCAGAAAUUGAAACAAUUGAACAUGUUCAAAAUUUGUGUUCACUUGUAUCACAUGGGGGAUUCAAGUUGAACAAGUGGAUCAGCAACAGCAGAGAAGUGCUUCGAUCCAUUCCUGAAGAACAGACAGCAAAGGGGGUUAAAGGAGUUGACCUUAUUGGAGGUACAUUACCUAAAGAAAGAGCUCUAGGGGUUCUUUGGGACACCGAGAACGACGUCUUUGGUUUCAGAAUUACAAUAAAGAAUAAACCAGACACAAGAAGAGGAUUAAUGAGUGUGAUUGCGUCGGUGUAUGACCCAUUGGGAUUUGUUAGUCCAUACAUUCUUCAAGCAAAGAAGGUUUUCCAAAGUGAAACAAGACUGCACAAAGGCUGGGAUGAACUGUUGAAUCAAACAAACAGUGUGAAAUGGACAAAGUGGGUAGAAGACUUGCCCAAACUGGAGAACUUUAAGUUGUCCCGAUGCGUGAUCACUCAAGCAUCAGAAGAUGGAAGCUAUGAACUUCAUCACUUCUCAGAUGCUUCGUGUGAGGGAUAUGGUGCAGUAUCCUACCUUAGAGUGGUAAAUAACGAUGGGCCAGUUCAAUGUUUUUUACUCAUUAGCAAGUCCAGGCUGGCACCAUUGAAGCAAAUGACCAUACCGCGUUUGGAACUAUCAGCUGCAGUCAUUUCAGUAAAGCUGGACGUGAUGCUUCGUCAGGAGCUGAAAAUGGAAAUUAGUAGAUCAGUAUUCUGGACAGACAGUACAAUUGUGAUACAGUAUAUCAGGAAUGAAAACAAACGCUUUCAUGUGUUCAUAGCAAACAGGAUAGCUCUUAUCCGUGAGAGUUCAGAGCCAAACCAAUGGAGACAUGUGGGCAGUACAGAGAACCCUGCUGAUGACGUGUCACAGGCGCUGGAUGCAGACAAAAUGGUGUCCUCUGACAGAUGGAAACAUGGUCCUGAGUUUCUGUUUAAAGCAGAGUCUGAAUGGCCCACAAGUACCAAUCUCAGUCUAGAAAUUCCUGAUGGUGACAAGGAAGUGAAGAAAGCCACAACAACUUACACAACUGUGACGAAUGGCUGCAGAGAUCUGUUGUUUGACUUGUUUGAAAAAUACUCCACGUGGCACAGCCUAAAACGAGCUGUAGCAUGGAUCCUGAGAUUAAAAGGAAUUCUCUAUAAUAGGACUCACAAGAAAACGCAAUCUAAAAUGCUGGAUAGUGUGCUCAGUGUAUUGGAGCUGAAGAAUGCUGAGACUGCGAUAGUUCAAGUGUUGCAGAGAAAAACAUAUGAACAGGAGUUGAAGGCACUUGAAGCUGGGAAGCCAAUUGCAAGAAGUAGUACCAUUUAUCGACUGGAACCGAUGUUUAGUCCAAUGGGUGUCUUGUGUGUUGGUGGAAGGCUGCGAGCAGCACCUGUACCUGUUGAGAGCAAGCACAAUAUGAUACUGCCAAGGGAUAGUCAUGUUACUACCCUAAUUGUCAGACAUUACCAUGAAGUCUGUGGACAUUCAGGCAAAGAGUAUGUGUUGUCCCUUAUCAGACAAAGAUUCUGGAUACCUAAAGGAAGGAAGUUAGUGAGCAAACUUCUGAACAGUUGUGUUGAUUGCAAAAGACGUCAGAAGUCGCCGAAUAACCAAAGGAUGGCGGACCUGCCUAGAGACAGAGUGAGUCCAGGAGAUCCAGCAUUCACCAGUGUCGGAUUGGACUGCUUUGGGCCAUUUAUGGUGAAACGGGGCCGGUCUGAGGUCAAACGUUAUGGAUGCAUCUUCACAUGUUUGACAGCAAGGGCAAUACAUCUAGAAAAGUUGGAUGGAUUGGAUACAGAUUCUUUCUUGAAUGGAUUUGUAAGAUUCAUAUCACGUCGAGGAUGUCCGAAGACAGUUCGAUCAGACAAUGGAACAAAUUUCCGUGGUGCAGAAAUUGAAUUGACACGAUAUAUUGAUGCCUGGAAUUUGAAGAGAAUUGGAGAGUUCAUGAGCAAAAAGGAAAUCUGUUGGAUGUUUAACCCUCCUGCAGCUUCUCACAUGGGAGGUGCUUGGGAGAGACUCAUAAGGACAGUUCGUAAAGUCAUGAAUGCUUUGUUGAGGACGAACCGUCCACUGGAUGAUGAUGGUCUUCAUACUCUUUUUUGCGAGAUUGAGUCGAUUGUGAAUGGACGACCAAUCACAGUGGUAUCAGAUGAUCACAAAGAUGCUGAACCUCUGACUCCUAACCAUCUUCUGUUACUUAGAUCAGGUCCUGAUUUACCUUUGGGAAGUUUCCAAGCAGCAGAUGCAUAUAGAAGACGCUGGAAACAUGCUCAGUUCCUGGCGGAUAUAUUUUGGAAACGCUGGACGAAGGAAUAUAUGCCUUCACUACAAUUACGUCAGAAAUGGUUACUGCCAAAGAGAAACAUUAUGCUUGAACCUGCUUCGUAUGGUUUACGUUGA